AUGGCUUCGUCUUCUUCUUUUUCAAGUUCUUCCUGGACUUACGACGUGUUCUUGAGUUUCAGAGGCCAAGACACCCGUCAUGGUUUCACUUCUCGUCUUUAUGACGCUCUAAGACGGUCAGGAAUCCAUUCUUUCAUGGAUGAUCCAGGGAUUGAGAGGGGAGAGAAGAUCUUUGGCUCGAUAUUGCAAGCAAUUGAAAGAUCAGGAAUUGCGUUGCCAAUUUUCACUCCAGAUUAUGCUUCUUCCCGUUAUUGCCUGGAUGAACUAGUGAAAAUAAUGGAGUGUCAAAGAACUCAAGCUCAGGUGGUCAUCCCCGUAUUCCAUGACGUGGAGCCGUCAGAUGUUCGUAAUCAGAGAGGCAGAUACGGCGAAGCAAUGGAACGACGCGAGCAAAGGUUGGGACGGGGCAGUGAUCGGGUGAUGCAGUGGAGUCAGGCACUUACCCAAGCUGCCAACAUUUCCGGCUUUAAUUCCUCGCCAAAUCGGUAA
Messenger RNA from Neltuma alba, 489 nucleotides. Its product is annotated as TMV resistance protein N-like. The record is from RefSeq and is a predicted model, not a curated record. The transcript has a single exon. Lineage: Eukaryota; Viridiplantae; Streptophyta; Magnoliopsida; Fabales; Fabaceae. The coding region runs from base 1 to 489 and encodes 162 amino acids. Gene Ontology annotation, biological process: signal transduction.